CGGGCGCGGAGUUGGGCGCAUGGCGCCGGGCGCACUGCGCGGGGGCUGCGAACAAAGGGCCCCCUACCCGGGCGCGGCAGCCCCGCGGGGCCGGAAAAUGUGGGUCGCCUUGCUCUGGCCGCUGCUCCGGCUCCUGCUGCUGCUGCUGUCGCCGCGGGACGGCGUGCGCGCUGUGCAGCCCCAGGCCCCGGGCUAUUUGAUCGCUGCACCCUCCGUCUUCCGCUCAGGAGUGGAGGAAGUCAUCAGUGUGACCAUCUUUAACUCCCCGAGGGAAGUCAUGGUCCAGGCUCAGCUGGUGGCCCAGGGCGAGGCGGUGGCGCAGAGCCAGGGAGCCAUCCUGGAUAAAGGGACGAUCAAACUCAAGGUGCCCACGGGCCUCUGGGGCCAGGCCCUCCUGAAGGUGUGGGGCCGUGGUUGGUGGGCAGAGGAGGGCCCCUUCUUCCACAACCAGACUUCAGUGACUGUGGACAGCCGGGGAGCCUCCGUGUUCAUCCAGACCGACAAGCCGGUGUACAGGCCCCAACACCGAGUGCUCAUCAGCAUCUUCACUGUCACUCCAGACCUGAGGCCCGUCAGCGAGAAGCUGGAAGCUUAUGUCCUGGACCCCCGGGGCUCACGGAUGAUGGAGUGGAGACACUUGCAGCCCUUAUGCUGCGGCAUCACCAACAUGACCUUCCCCUUGUCUGACCAGCCGGUACUGGGAGAAUGGUUCGUUUUUGUCGAAAUGCAAGGCCACGUGUACAACAAGUCCUUUGAAGUUCAGAAGUAUGUGUUGCCGAAGUUUGAGCUCCUUAUUGACCCGCCCCGAUAUAUCCAGGACCUGGACACUUGUGAGACCGGCACUGUGCGGGCCAGGUAUACCUUUGGGAAACCUGUCUCGGGGACUUUAACCAUCAACAUGACUGUAAAUGGCGUGGGGUACUACAGCCAGGAGGUGGGGCGCCCCAUCCUUAGGACCACCAAGAUCCACGGCUCCCAGGACUUCAACAUCUGCGUGAAGGACAUGAUCCUGGCCGAUGUCCCUGAGCACUUCCGGGGCACCGUCAGCAUCUGGGCCAUGGUGACCAGCACGGACGGGAGCCAACAGGUGGCUUUUGAUGACUCCACCCCCGUCCAGAGACAGCUGGUGGAUGUCCGGUACUCCAAGGACACCAGGAAGCAGUUCAAGCCGGGUCUGUCCUAUGUGGGGAAGGUGGAGCUGUCCUACCCAGACGGCAGCCCGGCUGAGGGGGUGACGGUCCAGAUCAGGGCAGAGCUGACGCCGAAGGACAACAUAUACACCACCGAGUCUGUGUCCCGGGGUGGGCUGGUAGGGUUUGAGAUCCCCUCCAUCCCUGUGUCAGCCCAGCACGUGUGGCUGGAGACCAAGGUGACAGCCCUCGGUGGAAAGCUCGUGGGGGCCCAGUACCUGCCCAGCUACCUCUCCCUCAGCAGCUGGUACUCCCCAAGCCAGUGCUACCUGCAGCUGCAGCCGCCCUCCCUCCCCCUGCAGGUUGGGGAGGAUGCCCAUUUCCCAGUGAAGUCCACGUGCCCCUGCAAUUUCACUCUGUACUAUGAGGUGGCUGCGAGGGGCAACAUUGUGCUCUCGGGCCAGCAGCCUGCCCACAUCACCCAGCAGAGAAGCAAGCGGGCAGCCCCGGAGAAGCCCAUCCGCUUAACGCACCUUUCCGAGACAGAGCCCUCUCCAGCCCCAGCAGCAGAGGUCAAUGUGUGCGUGACCUCUCUCCGGCUGACCGUGACCCCCAGCAUGGUCCCCCUCGGCCGCCUGCUGGCCUUCUACGUCAGGGAGAAUGGAGAAGGGGUGGCUGACAGCCUCCAGUUUGCUGUUGAGACCUUCUUUGAAAACCAGGUUUCACUGACAUAUUCAGCAAAUGAGACCCAACCCGGGGAAGUCAUCGAUCUGCGGGUCAGGGCUGCAAGGGGCAGUUGCGUGUGUGUAGCUGCGGUUGACAAGAGCAUCUACUUGCUCAGGUCUGGGUUUCGGCUGACUCCCACCCAGGUUUUCCGGGAAUUGGAAGAUUACGAUGUUUCUGAUGCUUUUGGGGUGUCCAGGGAGGAUGGACCCUUCUGGUGGGCUGGGCUGAUGGCCCGACGACGCCGGCGCUCCUCCAUCUUCCUGUGGCCCUGGGGUGUCACCAAGGACUCCGGGUUUGCCUUUGCCGAAACAGGACUGGUGGUGAUGACAGACCUGGUGAGCCUGAACCACCGGCAAGACGGCGGCCUGUACACUGAUGAGGCUGUCCCUGCCUUCCAGCCCCACACAGGGAGCCUGAUGGCAGCAGUGUCCUCCAGACAACCCCCCAGAGCAGAGAAGAAGAAAAGGACCUACUUCCCUGAAACAUGGAUUUGGCACUGUCUCAACAUCAGUGAUCCAUCAGGCGAGGACACACUCAGCGUGCAGGUCCCCGACUCCAUCACCAGCUGGGUGGGUGAGGCAGUGGGUCUGUCUGCCGAGAGGGGCCUGGGCAUUGCGGAGCCCACUCUGCUGAAGACCUUCAAGCCCUUCUUUGUCGACUUCACCCUGCCCCCCAACGUGGUCCGCGGGGAGCAGGCCAAGAUCCCGCUCAGCAUCUACAACUACAUGGACACCUGCGUCGAGGUCUACGUGAAGAUCUCAGUUCCCAAGGGCAUCCAAUUUGUCGGACAUCCUGGCAAACGCCAUCUGACCAAGAAGACGUGUGUGGUCCCCGGGGAGAUGGAACCCUCCUGGGUGGUUCUGUCCUUUGGCGACCUGGGCCUCAGCAACAUCACAGCCAAAGCCCUGGCUUACAGAGAAACGAGCUGCUGCCGGGAUGGGAAGUCGAUCAGAACCCCGGAGGAGAAUUACGCUGACAGGAGGGUCCCCAUUGGGAGGGAUCACAUCCGGCGCGGUGUGAUGGUUGAGGAGGAAUUUCUAGAUGCACAGAGAAGGAUUCUCUUAUCCUCAAGCCUUUCCUCCCUUUCAUGCUGUUCAGCAGUGUCCUAUGUCUGCAGCAUCCACUGGUCCAGCUCUGUACAGACAGCACUGGAGGACAGGAGCCUGAAGGAGCCCCCCGGUCAUACACCUACAGCGCUUUCUUCUGUCCCAAUGAGAGAGUCCACAUCUCCACACCCAACAAGACCCCAGGACACGGCAGGCAUGAUCGAGAUCGUUCUGGGAGGGCACCAGAACACCAGGUCCUGGAUCUCCACCAGCAAGAUGGGCGAGCCCGUGGCCAGCACACACACAGCCAAGAUCCUCUCCUGGGAUGAAUUCAGAACAUUCUGGAUCAGCUGGCACAGCGGGCUCAUCCAGGUUGGCCAUGGUCCAGAGCCAUCCAAUGACUCUGUCAUCAUGGCCUGGACCCUCCCCAAGACACCAGAGGUCCAGUUCAUCGGUUUCUCCACUGGCUGGGGUUCUGUGGGCGAGUUCCGCAUCUGGAGGAAGGUGGAAGUAGAUGAGAGCUACAGCGAAGCCUUCACUCUGGGGGUCCCGCACAGCGCCAUCCCUGGGUCUGAGCGUGCAGCCGCCGCCAUCAUAGGAGAUGUCAUGGGGCCAACUCUGAACCAUCUCAGCAACCACCUGCGCCUGCCCUUUGGCUGCGGAGAGCAAAACAUGAUCCACUUUGCACCCAACGUCUUUGUCCUGAAGUAUCUCCAGAAAACCCGACAGCUCAGCCCUGAAGUGGAAAGGGAGACCACUGAUUACCUGGUGCAAGGCUACCAGAGACAGUUGACCUACAAGCACCAAGAUGGCUCCUAUAGUGCUUUCGGGGAGCGGGACAAGUCGGGGAGUAUGUGGCUCACAGCCUUUGUCCUGAAGUCCUUCGCCCAGGCGCGCAGCUUUAUCUUCAUUGACCCUCAGGAGCUGGCAGCCGCCAAGGGCUGGAUUGUCCAGCAGCAGCGGGCAGACGGCUCCUUCCCGGCGGUGGGCAGGAUUCUGAACAAGGACAUCCAGGGUGGGAUCCACGGCACAGUCCCUCUGACAGCCUACGUGGUGGCAGCGCUCCUGGAGAUGGGCCUGGCCUCGGAGGAGGAAAGGGGUGCCAUUGCCAAAGCCAGGCACUUCCUGGAGUCCAGCGCGCCCCUGGCUACGGACCCCUACAGCAGUGCCCUGACCGCCUACGCGCUGACCCUGCUCCGCAGCCCUGCAGCCCCCGCCGCUCUGCGAAAGCUCCGCAGCCUGGCCAUCACCCAGGAUGGGGUGACCCACUGGAGCCUGACGGGUUCCCGGGAUGUGGACAAGGAUGCGUUCCUGAGCUUCAGUGACGGGGUCUAUCAGACAGUGGUCUCGGCCGAGGUGGAAAUGACAGCCUAUGCCCUGCUGACCUACACCCUCCUGGGAGAUGUGGCCACUGCCCUGCCUGUGGUGAAGUGGCUGUCCCAGCAGCGGAAUGCCCUUGGGGGCUUCUCCUCCACUCAGGACACCUGCGUGGCUCUGCAGGCCUUGGCAGAGUACGCCAUCUUGUCUUACGCGGGCGGCAUCAACCUCACCGUCUCCCUGGCCUCCACCAACUUGGACUACCAGGAGACCUUCGAGCUGCACAGGGCCAACCAGAAGCUUCUACAGAUGGCGGCGAUCCCCAGCCUCCCCACGGGGCUGUUUGUGAGCGCCAAGGGCGAAGGCUGCUGCCUGAUGCAGAUCGAUGUUACCUACAACGUGCCAGACCCAGUGGCCAAGCCGUCCUUCCAGCUGCUUGUCAACCUCCAGGAGCCCGAGGCCGAGCGGCGGCCCCCUGCGCCUGCCUCCGCGGCUGACGAUGACGACCCAGCAGCUGACCAGCAUCAGCAGGAGUACCCGGUGACACUGGAGGUGUGCACCAGGUGGCUGCAUGCAGGCUCCUCCAACAUGGCGGUCCUGGAGGUGCCCCUGCUGUCAGGGUUCCGGGCGGACGUUGAAAGCCUGGAGCAGCUGCUCCUCGACAAGCACGUGGCACUGAAGAGGUACGAGGUGGCUGGUCGCAGACUACUCUUCUACUUUGAUGAGAUCCCCAGCGAGUGUUUGACGUGCGUGAGGUUCCGGGCGCUCCGCCAGCACGUCGUGGGCAGGACGUCGGCGCUGCCCAUCUCCGUGUACGACUACUACGAGCCUGCCUUCGAGGCCACUCGCUUCUACAACGUCAGCUCGCGCAGUCCCCUCGCCCGGGAGCUGUGCGCUGGGCCUGCGUGCAACGAGGUGGAGCGUUCCUUGGCCCAGGGCCCCGGCUGGUCCCCUGGCGAGGCAGGUCCCGCUGCCAUCCCGGAGGAGGGGACGAAGAUCACGCGCUGCGGCUGCGCGCGCGACUGCACCACCAGCAGGGACCCGGUAUGUGGCUCCGACGGCGUCGUCUAUGCCAGCACCUGCCACCUCCAGGAGGCUGCCUGCCGCGAACGUGUGAGAUUGGAGCCCGCGCCCCCUGGCCGCUGUGCCCUUGAGCAGCCGACACCAGCCUCUGCUUUGUACAGCUACGACUAUGACCUGGGUCCCCUGGACGCGGGGCACGUGGCAGCCGGCCAUGAGGUGGUGGACUUGGACGGGGAAGCAGAGGACAGUCAGAGUGGCUUCUCUUCCUAAAGCUCCGAGCAGGAAGGCGUGAUCUGGCUGUGAUUUCGCCCCACUGGAAGAGGGUCGCUGACAGGAGACUUGACUGUCUGGGGGCCGCUGGACCCUGCCCGGGUGACCCCUGCUUCCAAACGAACCCGAUAAACAGACCAUCAGAGACGACGGUGGGCCUCCUGGGGGCCCAGUCCCCACCUCAACAGGAAGGAUGGUCAGCGAGGUGGCUGGAGGUGCCCCCCUCCCCGCCAGCUGCAGCUGGAGCACAAGUCACCCCACCCUACAGCCUUGGGCUGGGUGGCCAGAGCAGCUCCCACAGCCUGACGUUCUGCUCCCCGGAGGAGGGACAUUUCUGGGAAGGACUCGUAGCCAAAGACCUGUUUUCUGAGGGAGCACGACUCUGGCCAAAUCAAGGACGUAGCGUCGGCAACUUAGAAACGAACAAGGCUGCUUUUCUGCAUAAUGACUGCCUGGGCUGCUGAACCCCCAGACCCAAACCCCAAAUUGUCCCAGAACUGUCACAGUCCCUGCACCCCUGCCUCAACCCAGGGGUCCCUGAAUGUUUAGCCUCGACAGCACCACCACUUUCUCUGCAGAGAAAGUCCUGGGCUCCAGACAGAUGCCCCUUCAUCUGCCCACUUCCUGACCUCGACCUGUGAACCCCUGAUCUUCCAAUGCCCCGCCUGGAAGAUUGUCCCGCUCCUAGCAGCCUGGGAGGGUGUCCCAGCUCUGGACCUACCGAAGCCGUGUGCUCAGACCUGCCUCCCGGCUCUCCAUGCCCCCUCCUGCAUUCUCCUGUCUUCCGCCUCCAUGGUGGUAAUUUAUUUCAGCCGACACUGCUCAUCUCUGGACAGCACGGAGACCCUGUGGGGGCUGCCCAGCCUGUGGGUCCCCGUCGUGCAGCACCGGCCACUUUCCACGCUCCUGACCCCUGCCAUCCUGCAAGGUUACUGCACCCUUGCCGAGGCCCUGUUGCCACUUGCCAUAGAGGCUGCUGGUGUAAUAAAAGCUCAUUUCCAUAGAGUCCCUGACAGACUUGGGCCUCCUGCGGGCAGGGGAGGCUGAGAGGCAGCUCUAAGCGCUGGAGCCCAGCUCCCUUCCGGCCCCUCACCUCCAUUCCUUCGUCUACAGCCCAGCCUUUCAGAGCAGGGUGAGGCUUUGGAACACUUGCAUCCCAGGGUAAUCAUAGAUUCCCAUGCACUUGUAAGAAAUCAGACCAGUACAGAGAGGUCCUGGCUACCCUUUACCCAGCCUCCCCCAGUGGUAAC
Globicephala melas (long-finned pilot whale) is the source of this 6762-nucleotide messenger RNA. RefSeq names its product C3 and PZP like alpha-2-macroglobulin domain containing 8 (gene CPAMD8). Gene Ontology annotation, molecular function: protein binding; endopeptidase inhibitor activity. The record is from RefSeq and is a predicted model, not a curated record. Gene Ontology annotation, cellular component: extracellular region. Lineage: Eukaryota; Metazoa; Chordata; Mammalia; Artiodactyla; Delphinidae.